AAAUGCCGAGAACCAUUCGCCAGCCGCGUCGUUGGGACCUUUCUUGCUUUCAAAUCAUAUUCCGACGACCGGUUGGCAGUUGCGACUUGGUUGUUAGGUUUUUAAUGACUGGGAACAACAGGGAACGCUGGGAACGCUGGCAACAGUAAAUAAUCUUCCUCCUCGAACUCGCCCAUUCCCUGCCCUCAGACGUUCAGACGUUGGUGUGGGAGAAGUCUGUUCUGCACACUCGGAUCAAUACUAGCAGAUCUUUGCCCGCCCCAGUCAGUCAGUCAGUUCUCGAAAACGACACUGAAGCACAAGGAUAAGCACAAGCACCAAAGCGCAACAAUGGGUGCUAUGGUGCAUCUCCAGAACUCGGCACCGAGCGCCAGCAAGAUCGCCAUCGGAUUGGCACUCUUUGGUGUCAUCGCCGUCAUAGUCGACUAUGUACGCAUGCUUAUCUUGAGGAGUAAAAUGCCGCCAGGCCCUCUCCCGUGGCCGAUCAUAGGAAACACGUUCCAACUGCCGGACGUCAAGCCAUGGGUAUAUUUCGAGGAACUGGCCAAGAAGUACGAGACGCCCGUGAUCACGUACUGGAUCGGACGGAACCCGACGGUCUGGAUCUGCAACGCGUGGGCUGCGUCCGAGAUGCUGGACAAGCGAGCUUCGAUCUACUCGUCACGGCCGCGCAUGGUCGUGUUCGGCGAACUCAGCAUGGGCCAGAACAACAUUGUGUCCAUGUACUACGGCGACCGGUGGCGGUUGCACCGCAAAUUGACGCACAUGGGCGUCGGCUUGCAGCAUGUCCGGAGUUACAGCGGCUUCCAGAACAAUGAGAGCAAGGUCGUCGCCUACGAGAUCCUCCAGAACCCUAAAGACUAUGUCAUGGCGUUUGAACGGUACGCCGCGUCGGUCGUGAGUAUCAUCGGUUUCAACCGGCGGAUCAGCAGUAAGGAAGACCCAAUCAUCACCGAGGUUAUAGCCGUGAUGCAGAAGGCCGCCGAGUUGAAUGUGCCGGGGAAGACCUUCCCCAUGCUGAUGGAGACGUUCCCCUGGCUGUCAAAGUUCCCUAACUGGAUGGCGCCGUGGAAACAUGGUCUCGGCGUCAAGGGACGUGGUCGAUCGUUCUACUAUGCGCUUGCCGAUGAGGCCGCGAACAAAGAGAACCAUGGCAACUGCUACGCGAAGAAGAUCUUUGACGAGGCGCCCAAGUACGGGCUGAACGAACUGGAAAUCGCCUCGUUGAACGGCAACCUCUUUGGAGCAGGGAGUGACACCUCCAGCUCGACGCUGGUGACUUUCGUACUGGCGUGCUGUGCGUUCCCCGAGGUGCUGCCCAAAGCCUGGGAAGAGCUCGAUCGAGUUGUCGGUGCAUACCGGAGUCCAGGGCUGGAUGACGAUCUGCCGUACGUGCGGGCAUUUGUUAAGGAGGUUUUCAGAUGGCGGUCCGUCGCAAUCAUUGGUGGCCAGCCCCAUGCUCCAAUCCAGGAUGAUGUGUACAAGGGUUGGUACAUUCCCAAGAACACUUGGGUUCAAGGCAAUGUCUGGGCCAUCCAUCGGAAUGAGAAGGAUUUCCCGGAGCCUGAUCGGUUUUGUCCCGAACGAUUCUUCGAAGAUCACCCCCUCCACCGUCCAUUCCCCAAUGAGAAGGGCUAUAUGACAUUUGGCUGGGGCCGGCGAGUCUGCAGUGGUCAAGGAUUGGCCGAACAGGGCACUUUCUUGACCGUCGCACGGCUGCUGUGGGCUUUCAAUAUCCAGAAAGCCCUGGACAAGAACGGCAAUGAGAUCCCCGUGGACAUUUUCCGUUACACGAACGGCCUCAACAUGCGUCCCGAGCCUUUCGAAUGUCGCAUCACACCUCGAUCGCCUGAGAUCCAAGAGACGAUAGAACGGGAAGGUAAGCAAGCGCUGGAGGAGUUGUCGCAGUUUGAAGGGGAAAGCAAGUAUCGCAUGAGCACUUUUUAUUUGGAGAAUAAGAUUUGAGGUGCCGAUUGGGGGUCGAGGGGGUGAGCAUACCCCGGUAUUCUCGAUUACUGUACCUAGGUAGGUAUGUAGAGAAGGCAAGGCAGGCAUGAGCGACAGCAUUUUGGCAUCUGGCGAUAGGAGAAGAUAGAGUGUGGUUGCAACAACAGCAUCAAUUACCA
Molecule: messenger RNA, 2126 nt
Organism: Exophiala xenobiotica
Lineage: Eukaryota; Fungi; Ascomycota; Eurotiomycetes; Chaetothyriales; Herpotrichiellaceae
Exons: 5
Coding region: 331-1965 (544 amino acids)
Molecular function (GO): oxidoreductase activity, acting on paired donors, with incorporation or reduction of molecular oxygen; iron ion binding; heme binding
Source: RefSeq, a predicted model, not a curated record